AAGGUUAAAAUCAAUAUGAAGGAACCAAACCAGUCUGUCAUUCUGUUGCCACGUGCGUCCCUCGCUCACGUCACGUGCGUCCCUCGCUCACGUCACGUGCUCCAGCUCCUCUCUCUCUCUCUCUACACACAGACAACCACGCCUGCGCCUGCGCCUGCGCCUGCACCUCUACAUUAUCGCACCAAUCGCUGCUGGAAUCUUUUCCCCCCUUUGAAAAAUAAAUUAUCACAUCCAUCAUUUCUACGAUGUGAACAAAAACCGCGAUGCAUCGGCCCCCGAGCAGCGGACAAAGCAGCCCUCAAUCGCCGCCCUCCUCUCCCCCGCUCAGCCGCUCCCCGCGCUACCGCCCCCGCAGCUCCAAAUCCGCCCGCCCGCCGCCCAAGACGCUCGCGCAGCGCCUCCUCUGGAUCUUCCUCUUCUGCCUCCUCAAGCGCCAGGGGAUUCUCAUCUUCGCGCCUAUUCUCUACAUCGCCGUUAUGCUCUUCUACAUGGGGACUGUCUCCUUCGACGUUGUCCCGGUCAUCACUCACAGGCCUCCCCCGGGCUCCGUCUACCGCAGCCGCCAGUUAUAUCAUAUCAACUAUAUGGAAACAUUCGUAUAAAGUUGGUGAAUGGAGACCAUGUAUCAACAAGUCGUCUGAAGGCUUACCCGAGUCAAAUGGAUUUAUAUUUGUUGAGGCCAAUGGUGGUCUAAAUCAACAGAGAACAUCGAUAUGCAAUGCUGUUGCUGUGGCUGGCUACCUUAACGCAACUCUUGUGAUUCCAAACUUUCAUUAUCACAGUAUCUGGAGGGAUCCGAGUAAAUUUGGUGACAUAUAUGAUGAAGAAUUCUUCAUUAAAACCCUUGAAAAUGAUGUUCGGAUAGUUGGAACAAUUCCGGGGAACAUAAUGGAGCGAUUUGACCAUAACAUGAGCAACGUGUACAACUUCAAGAUAAAAGCCUGGUCGCCUAUCAAAUACUAUACAGAUAUAGUUCUUCCAAAGCUACUUGAAGAAACGAUUAUAAGGAUUUCUCCUUUUGCAAAUCGAUUGUCAUUUGAUGCUCCACCAGCUGUACAACGACUCAGAUGUUUGGCAAAUUAUGAAGCUCUAAGGUUUUCAGACCCAAUAUCAAGUUUGGGUCAAACUUUGGUUACAAGGAUGAAAAGGCUAAGUGUAAAUAAUGGUGGCAAAUAUAUCUCUGUGCAUCUUCGCUUUGAGGAGGACAUGGUUGCAUUUUCUUGUUGUGUAUAUGAUGGUGGAGACCAAGAAAAACUAGACAUGGAUGCUGCUAGGGAAAGAGGUUGGAAGGGAAAAUUUACUAAACGUGGCAAAGUCAUUCGGCCUGGAGCCAUCAGAUUAAAUGGGAAAUGUCCAUUAACACCUUUAGAGGUAGGUUUGAUGCUCAGGGGAAUGGGCUUUCACAAAAGUACAUCAAUCUAUUUGGCAUCUGGAAAGAUAUAUGAUUCUGAGAGGUACAUGGCCCCUUUAUUGGAAAUGUUUCCAUUACUACAAACAAAAGAAAUGCUGGCAUCUGCCGAGGAACUAGCUCCAUUCCAGAAUUACUCAUCCAGAUUGGCUGCUAUAGACUACACUGUUUGUCUUCAUAGUGAAGUCUUUGUAACAACUCAAGGAGGAAAUUUCCCUCAGUUUCUUUUGGGGCACAGAAGAUAUUUGUAUGGUGGUCACUCCAGGACAAUAAGGCCUGACAAGCGGAAGUUAGCACUAUUAUUUGAUAAUCUAAAUAACGGGUGGAAAAGCUUCAAGCGUCAAAUGCUAAACAUUCGAAGUCAUAGUGACUCGAAAGGUAUUGAGCUCAAGAGGCCGAAUGACUCGAUAUAUUCAGUUCCAUGUCCAGAUUGCAUGUGCAGAGUGAACAAGACCGAGGAUUCAAGAUCAUCAUCAUCUCCAACGUAAGGGGUCCUUCUGCUAACCAAAUAUCUCGAUACUGAUUCUUUGAUUCCCCCCCCCCCCCCGGGAGAGGGCGCAACUCUGCUUGUCCAGAUUGUGGAUAGUGAUUUGUAGGAAGCAUAUGAUCGUUAGCCCGGGUAUUCAUCUGCAUAUUUUGUGCAAGAUGCUAAGAGUAGGUAUAACCCCAACCCUAUAACUUACUGGAACAGCACACGAAAAGUCGCCCUGCGUCAAAUUUUCGUCUUAGCUACUGCAUCAUCUGACUCAUUGUGAAUCAAUCGACUCAAGAAGCUCCAGCAAAAGAUUGUUUGUAGAAGAAGCUUGGACGAACAUGUCCAUGUCUGUACUGUACAUUAGUGAUUUCAAGUGUACAACACCCUAGAGCAGGAUCAAUUCAUUCAAAUUGUUCCAAAUUGUAAAAUAUAUUUCAUUUCAUCCAUCCCCUUGACAUAUAUUCUUCUCCAUGUAUCAAUGCAGGGGAGAAAAAAAGAAAGAAUAGUAAAAACAAAACAGAUGAUUUGCAAGUGUUGUAAGAAAACAGAUCAAAUGUUGUGCAGUGUUCUUGAUACUGUUGUCCAGUGUCUGGUUUCAGUUAA
Molecule: messenger RNA, 2486 nt
Organism: Salvia splendens (bonfire salvia)
Lineage: Eukaryota; Viridiplantae; Streptophyta; Magnoliopsida; Lamiales; Lamiaceae
Product: protein ESMERALDA 1
Exons: 10
Coding region: 16-1896 (626 amino acids)
Source: RefSeq, a predicted model, not a curated record